AUGGGCCCUGUUCCAAUUCUAUAUCCUCCCUCCGUUCCUUACUCCCUUCACCUCAAUGGGCCCUGUUCCAAUUCUAUAUCCUCCCUCCGUUCCUUACUCCCUUCACCUCAAUGGGCCCUGUUCCAAUUCUAUAUCCUCCCUCCGUUCCUUACUCCCUUCACCUCAAUGGGCCCUGUUCCAAUUCUAUAUCCUCCCUCCGUUCCUUACUCCCUUCACCUCAAUGGGCCCUGUUCCAAUUCUAUAUCCUCCCUCCGUUCCUUACUCCCUUCACCUCAAUGGGCCCUGUUCCAAUUCUAUAUCCUCCCUCCGUUCCUUACUCCCUUCACCUCAAUGGGCCCUGUUCCAAUUCUAUUAUCCUCCCUCCGUUCCUUACUCCCUUCACCUCAAUGGGCCCUGUUCCAAUUCUAUAUCCUCCCUCCGUUCCUUACUCCCUUCACCUCAAUGGGCCCUGUUCCAAUUCUAUAUCCUCCCUCCGUUCCUUACUCCCUUCACCUCAAUGGGCCCUGUUCCAAUUCUAUAUCCUCCCUCCGUUCCUUACUCCCUUCACCUCAAUGGGCCCUGUUCCAAUUCUAUAUCCUCCCUCCGUUCCUUACUCCCUUCACCUCAAUGGGCCCUGUUCCAAUUCUAUAUCCUCCCUCCGUUCCUUACUCCCUUCACCUCAAUGGGCCCUGUUCCAAUUCUAUUAUCCUCCCUCCGUUCCUUACUCCCUUCACCUCAAUGGGCCCUGUUCCAAUUCUAUAUCCUCCCUCCGUUCCUUACUCCCUUCACCUCAAUGGGCCCUGUUCCAAUUCUAUUAUCCUCCCUCCGUUCCUUACUCCCUUCACCUCAAUGGGCCCUGUUCCAAUUCUAUAUCCUCCCUCCGUUCCUUACUCCCUUCACCUCAAUGGGCCCUGUUCCAAUUCUAUAUCCUCCCUCCGUUCCUUACUCCCUUCACCUCAAUGGGCCCUGUUCCAAUUCUAUAUCCUCCCUCCGUUCCUUACUCCCUUCACCUCAAUGGGCCCUGUUCCAAUUCUAUAUCCUCCCUCCGUUCCUUACUCCCUUCACCUCAAUGGGCCCUGUUCCAAUUCUAUAUCCUCCCUCCGUUCCUUACUCCCUUCACCUCAAUGGGCCCUGUUCCAAUUCUAUAUCCUCCCUCCGUUCCUUACUCCCUUCACCUCAAUGGGCCCUGUUCCAAUUCUAUAUCCUCCCUCCUUUCCUUACUCCCUUCUCCUCAAUGGCCCUGUUCCAAUUCUAUAUCCUCCCUCCGUUCUUUACUCCCUUCACCUCAAUGGGCCCUGUUCCAAUUCUAUAUCCUCCCUCCGUUCCUUACUCCCUUCACCUCAAUGGGCCCUGUUCCAAUUCUAUAUCCUCCCUCCGUUCCUUACUCCCUUCACCUCAAUGGGCCCUGUUCCAAUUCUAUAUCCUCCCUCCUUUCCUUACUCCCUUCACCUCAAUGGGCCCUGUUCCAAUUCUAUAUCGUCCCUCCGUUCCUUACUCCCUUCACCUCAAUGGGCCCUGUUCCAAUUCUAUAUCCUCCCUCCGUUCCUUACUCCCUUCACCUCAAUGGGCCCUGUUCCAAUUCUAUAUCCUCCCUCCGUUCCUUACUCCCUUCACCUCAAUGGGCCCUGUUCCAAUUCUAUUAUCCUCCCUCCGUUCCUUACUCCCUUCACCUCAAUGGGCCCUGUUCCAAUUCUAUAUCCUCCCUCCGUUCCUUACUCCCUUCACCUCAAUGGGCCCUGUUCCAAUUCUAUAUCCUCCCUCCGUUCCUUACUCCCUUCACCUCAAUGGGCCCUGUUCCAAUUCUAUAUCCUCCCUCCGUUCCUUACUCCCUUCACCUCAAUGGGCCCUGUUCCAAUUCUAUUAUCCUCCCUCCGUUCCUUACUCCCUUCACCUCAAUGGGCCCUGUUCCAAUUCUAUUAUCCUCCCUCCGUUCCUUACUCCCUUCACCUCAAUGGGCCCUGUUCCAAUUCUAUAUCAUCUCUCCGUUCCUUACUCCCUUCACCUCAAUGGGCCCUGUUCCAAUUCUAUAUCCUCCCUCCGUUCCUUACUCCCUUCACCUCAAUGGGCCCUGUUCCAAUUCUAUUAUCCUCCCUCGCUUCCUUACUCCCUUCACCUCAAUGGGCCCUGUUCCAUUUCUAUUAUCCUCCCUCCGUUCCUUAUUCCCUUCACCUCAAUGGGCCCUGUUCCAAUUCUUAAUCCUCCCUCCGUUCCUUACUCCCUUCACCUCAAUGGGCCCUGUUCCAAUUAUAUAUCCUCCCUCCGUUCCUUACUCCCUUCACCUCAAUGGGCCCUGUUCCAAUUCUAUUAUCCUCCCUCCGUUCCUUACUCCCUUCACCUCAAUGAGCCCUGUUCCAAUUCUAUAUCCUCCCUCCGUUCCUUACUCGCUUCACCUCAAUGGGCCCUGUUCCAAUUCUAUAUCCUCCCUCCGUUCUUUACUCCCUUCACCUCAAUGGGCCCUGUUCCAAUUCUAUAUCCUCCCUCCGUUCUUUACUCCCUUCACCUCAAUGGGCCCUGUUCCAAUUCUAUAUCCUCCCUCCGUUCCUUACUCCCUUCACCUCAAUGGGCCCUGUUCCAAUUCUAUAUCCUCCCUCCGUUCCUUACUCCCUUCACCUCAAUGGGCCCUGUUCCAAUUCUAUAUCCUCCCUCCGUUCCUUACUCCCUUCACCUCAAUGGGCCCUGUUCCAAUUCUAUAUCCUCCCUCCGUUCCUUACUCCCUUCACCUCAAUGGGCCCUGUUCCAAUUCUAUAUCCUCCCUCCGUUCCUUACUCCCUUCACCUCAAUGGGCCCUGUUCCAAUUCUAUAUCCUCCCUCCGUUCCUUACUCCCUUCACCUCAAUGGGCCCUGUUCCAAUUCUAUAUCCUCCCUCCGUUCCUUACUCCCUUCACCUCAAUGGGCCCUGUUCCAAUUCUAUAUCCUCCCUCCGUUCCUUACUCCCUUCACCUCAAUGGGCCCUGUUCCAAUUCUAUAUCCUCCCUCCGUUCCUUACUCCCUUCUCCUCAAUGGGCCCUGUUCCAAUUCUAUAUCCUCCCUCCGUUCCUUACUCCCUUCACCUCAAUGGGCCCUGUUCCAAUUCUAUAUCCUCCCUCCGUUCCUUACUCCCUUCACCUCAAUGGGCCCUGUUCCAAUUCUAUUAUCCUCCCUCCAUUCCUUACUCCCUUCACCUCAAUGGGCCCUGUUCCAAUUCUAUUAUCCUCCCUCCUUUCCUUACUCCCUUCACCUCAAUGGGCCCUGUUCCAAUUCUAUAUCCUCCCUCCGUUCCUUACUCCCUUCUCCUUGAAGCACUUUCAUGACUAAGUGUAAUAAUGUCAUUCUAAUGACAUCUAAAUGUAAUUAGUCCAGAGGUCUUUCUCUGAAUGUGUAUUUUUCUUUUGAAACAAAUCAGAUUGUGUAUACAGUGCCUCUCUGUGUGUUCUGCAACACCAGUUCCACCAUAACUCCUAUUGUCUGGUCAUAAUGCUUUUAAUUCACACUGAUAUUAAGUUAGAAUGUGUUAAUGUUCUGGUGUUGGGUUAAUAAUGAUGUUUAGAAUGUGUUAAUGUUCUGGUGUUGGGUUAAUAAUGAUGUUUAGAAUGUUUUAAUGUUCUGGUGUUGGGUUAAUAAUGAUGUUUAGAAUGUUUUAAUGUUCUGGUGUUGGGUUAAUAAUGAUGUUUAGAAUGUUUUAAUGUUCUGGUGUUAAUAAUGAUGUUUAGAAUGUUUUAAUGUUCUGGUGUUAAUAAUGAUGUUUAGAAUGUUUUAAUGUUCUGGUGUUGGGUUAAUAAUGAUGUUUAGAAUGUUUUAAUGUUCUGGUGUUGGGUUAAUAAUGAUGUUUAGAAUGUUUUAAUGUUCUGGUGUUGGGUUAAUAAUGAUGUUUAGAAUGUUUUAAUGUUCUGGUGUUGGGUUAAUAAUGAUGUUUAGAAUGUUUUAAUGUUCUGGUGUUGGGUUAAUAAUGAUGUUUAGAAUGUUUUAAUGUUCUGGUGUUGGGUUAAUAAUGAUGUUUAGAAUGUUUUAAUGUUCUGGUGUUGGGUUAAUAAUGAUGUUUAGAAUGUUUUAAUGUUCUGGUGUUAAUAAUGAUGUUUAGAAUGUUUUAAUGUUCUGGUGUUGGGUUAAUAAUGAUGUUUAGAAUGUUUUAAUGUUCUGGUGUUGGGUUAAUAAUGAUGUUUAGAAUGUUUUAAUGUUCUGGUGUUGGGUUAAUAAUGAUGUUUAGAAUGUUUUAAUGUUCUGGUGUUGGGUUAAUAAUGAUGUUUAGAAUGUUUUAAUGUUCUGGUGUUGGGUUAAUAAUGAUGUUUAGAAUGUUUUAAUGUUCUGGUGUUGGGUUAAUAAUGAUGUUUAGAAUGUUUUAAUGUUCUGGUGUUGGGUUAAUAAUGAUGUUUAGAAUGUUUUAAUGUUCUGGUGUUGGGUUAAUAAUGAUGUUUAGAAUGUUUUAAUGUUCUGGUGUUGGGUUAAUAAUGAUGUUUAGAAUGUUUUAAUGUUCUGGUGUUAAUAAUGAUGUUUAGAAUGUUUUAAUGUUCUGGUGUUAAUAAUGAUGUUUAGAAUGUUUUAAUGUUCUGGUGUUGGGUUAAUAAUGAUGUUUAGAAUGUUUUAAUGUUCUGGUGUUGGGUUAAUAAUGAUGUUUAGAAUGUUUUAAUGUUCUGGUGUUGGGUUAAUAAUGAUGUUUAGAAUGUUUUAAUGUUCUGGUGUUGGGUUAAUAAUGAUGUUUAGAAUGUUUUAAUGUUCUGGUGUUAAUAAUGAUGUUUAGAAUGUUUUAAUGUUCUGGUGUUGGGUUAAUAAUGAUGUUUAGAAUGUUUUAAUGUUCUGGUGUUGGGUUAAUAAUGAUGUUUAGAAUGUUUUAAUGUUCUGGUGUUGGGUUAAUAAUGAUGUUUAGAAUGUUUUAAUGUUCUGGUGUUGGGUUAAUAAUGAUGUUUAGAAUGUUUUAAUGUUCUGGUGUUAAUAAUGAUGUUUAGAAUGUUUUAAUGUUCUGGUGUUAAUAAUGAUGUUUAGAAUGUUUUAAUGUUCUGGUGUUGGGUUAAUAAUGAUGUUUAGAAUGUUUUAAUGUUCUGGUGUUGGGUUAAUAAUGAUGUUUAGAAUGUUUUAAUGUUCUGGUGUUGGGUUAAUAAUGAUGUUUAGAAUGUUUUAAUGUUCUGGUGUUGGGUUAAUAAUGAUGUUUAGAAUGUUUUAAUGUUCUGGUGUUAAUAAUGAUGUUUAGAAUGUUUUAAUGUUCUGGUGUUAAUAAUGAUGUUUAGAAUGUUUUAAUGUUCUGGUGUUGGGUUAAUAAUGAUGUUUAGAAUGUUUUAAUGUUCUGGUGUUGGGUUAAUAAUGAUGUUUAGAAUGUUUUAAUGUUCUGGUGUUGGGUUAAUAAUGAUGUUUAGAAUGUUUUAAUGUUCUGGUGUUGGGUUAAUAAUGAUGUUUAGAAUGUUUUAAUGUUCUGGUGUUAAUAAUGAUGUUUAGAAUGUUUUAAUGUUCUGGUGUUAAUAAUGAUGUUUAGAAUGUUUUAAUGUUCUGGUGUUGGGUUAAUAAUGAUGUUUAGAAUGUUUUAAUGUUCUGGUGUUGGGUUAAUAAUGAUGUUUAGAAUGUUUUAAUGUUCUGGUGUUGGGUUAAUAAUGAUGUUUAGAAUGUUUUAAUGUUCUGGUGUUGGGUUAAUAAUGAUGUUUAGAAUGUUUUAAUGUUCUGGUGUUGGGUUAAUAAUGAUGUUUUUGUGUUCUGAAAGAGUUUGAUCCCUCAUGAUCACAUGUUAUGUUAAUGAGAUGUUAAGGUGGUGUUUCUGAUAUGGUAAAUAUAUGUUCAUUUACACGGG
This is a messenger RNA of Salvelinus fontinalis (brook trout), 5728 nucleotides long. RefSeq lists its product as uncharacterized. The transcript has 2 exons. The record is from RefSeq and is a predicted model, not a curated record. Lineage: Eukaryota; Metazoa; Chordata; Actinopteri; Salmoniformes; Salmonidae. The coding region runs from base 1 to 2175 and encodes 724 amino acids.